Messenger RNA from Plasmodium inui San Antonio 1, 276 nucleotides. RefSeq lists its product as hypothetical. NCBI's taxonomy places the organism in Eukaryota, Apicomplexa, Aconoidasida, Haemosporida, Plasmodiidae. The transcript has a single exon. The record is from RefSeq and is a predicted model, not a curated record. The coding region runs from base 1 to 276 and encodes 91 amino acids.
AUGAGGACAAGGAGCCAAGAUAGGAGGACUGAAUGUCGGGUGCUGCCUAACAAUCUUUGGGACAAAAUAGCAGAAGACACAUUACCAGGAAACAUCGAGGAGUGGCUUCGAAUUGCAACUCCAAAACAAGAGAAGGAUAAGAUUAUAGUAGUAGUAGUCUCAGACUAUCUAUAUAGUCAGAAAACCAAGGAACAGCCCAUAAAGGAGGGAAAACCUCGUUCAGCUAAAGUAGAAAGGCCAAAGUCUAUUCCCAUAAGGAAAAGAAGGAUAAGAUAG